Solanum pennellii is the source of this 615-nucleotide messenger RNA. RefSeq names its product nuclear transcription factor Y subunit C-1-like. Bases 1 to 615 code for a protein of 204 amino acids. Gene Ontology annotation, biological process: regulation of DNA-templated transcription. Gene Ontology annotation, cellular component: nucleus. Gene Ontology annotation, molecular function: protein heterodimerization activity; DNA-binding transcription activator activity, RNA polymerase II-specific. NCBI's taxonomy places the organism in Eukaryota, Viridiplantae, Streptophyta, Magnoliopsida, Solanales, Solanaceae. The record is from RefSeq and is a predicted model, not a curated record. The transcript has a single exon.
AUGUAUAAAUCUUCAUUUCUCUGUGUUUCUAAGCUUGAAAACAUAGAAAAAAUCAUCAUGGAAAACAACUCUGAGAAAUCAACAGUGAAUGCAGGUCAAUCCGCUGCGUAUUCAAUGUUGUCGCCGCCUCACCUUGAGAAAAAGCAAGAAAAGCUGGAGAUGUUUUGGACAGACAAGCGGAGAGAAAUGGAGAAUGUUAUUGAUUUCAAGAGCAACAUGCUACCUCGAAUUAACCGCAUCAAGAAGAUCAUGAAGACAGACAAGGAUGUCAGAAUGAUUGCUACUGAAUCACCUGUUUUGUUGGCUAAAGCAUGUGAGUUGUUCAUUCAAGAACUCACUCUUCGUUCCUGGCUUAAAGCUGAGGAAAAUCAUCGUCGUAUUUUGAAGAAGGAUGACGUUACUGAUGUGAUUAUGGAGACUGACACUUUGGAUUUCCUUCUUGAUGAUGAUGCUGAUGUUACUGACGGCUCCACACCAAAUGUUGUUCCGUUUUAUGUUGCUGAAGACACAAUGGGUGUACAUACUGAUAAUCUUGAUCAUCAAAUGUACCCUUCUUAUUUCCUUAAGUUCAUACCUAUAGGGUUACAAAAGGUACUGAUAACAUACUCUGUUUGA